UAGCCAGACAAGCGAGAGAGAAGUGAAAGAGGAGCUACAGAAUCAACAGGCAGCCUCACAAUUUGCUGCUUUUACUCAGACUUGUGGAAAGUCUGCGAAGAAUGGAAGUGACUUCAGUUACCUUUCAAUCCAGACAACUCACUGUCAUGUGGGUGGACUUUAACCGAUGGCACAAACUCUUGCUGAGUUGUUGAUGCACAAAACAUGGCAAGUCUGUUGUACAACAACCAAGGGAGGCUGUCCGGAGAGGAUUAUCAGGACCAAAAUGAAAACAACUGUCUGUUUGAUAACUGAAACACUCCUUCAAAGAUGAACCCAGAAUCUCUGGACUCGUCCAUCCAGAGUGCCCUGUCGGCGCUCUUCCCUCCCUUCGAGGUUACAGCGCCCAUCGUUCUCAGCCAGCUGUUUCGAACUAUUGAGGAACGUUACCACGGUGAUGCAUUGCAGUGCCUGCUGGACUUCCUCAUCCCCUCCAAACACCUACUGGAGAGUGUCCAACAAGCAGCAUGUGCUGGAUACUCUGAUGUGGUUUUCCGCUGUGAGGGUUGGCCUCUGUGUCUCCAUGACAAAACUGUCAUCCAGUUGGCACCUAUCAACCCACUGCUGUUGCGUCCUGGAGACUUCUAUCUACAAGUGGAACCUUUUGGGGACCAAGCAGCACGUAUAGUCCUCAAAAGUCUUCUGGAACAAGGCUGUCGAGAGGUGGAGGAGACCCCCGUCCCUGAGACGUCCUACCCCUGCAUCUUCACUGAAGACUGGCUGCAUGAUAUCAACGAAGGGCGCCAUGGAACUCCUCUGUCACGUUGCUUGCUUUGCACAGAUCAAGGAGUGAUAAAGUUGCCCUGGGCUAAGGUAGCCAUCCCAGAGUUCCUUGACAAGCCAAAGAUAAUGCCCACUCCUCCGUCUGUCAAUCGGAAAGCUCCUCCUGAACCAAUACAUGCUUCUGUUCACUCCCAUUUUAACUCCUCCACUCUCCCUCUGGAGAUGGUUUUUCCUUCUAAAGAGAGAAUGUCAGCAUCUUUAAGGCCUGCGGACUCUUCCUCAAAACUUAUAAAGAUGCACCGUGAAAAGCAAAUACCAAACUCCAAACCUUUCAUCAAACCCGUGGGUUGGGUUUCACCUAAUACCUGGGACAGUCGUAACUAUCCGGAGAUCGAGGGCGACUAUGUAGACCUGGUGGAUAUUGUUAAAGGGAAGGAGGUGAUGGAUAAAAAUGAUAGUCAGUUGAAUCCCUCCAGUGCAGCUUUGUAUAAACCUGUGAGACCGGCUCCACCUCCACCUCCGUUUGGAAUGCACCUCAUGGGACCCUGUGGAAGCACCCUUCAGUACGCAGAGGAGCCUUGUGUGCCAUACAGCCAGAAAGGAAUGGGGUAUGAUCCCUCUGAUCAAGACUUGAAGUGUAGGUACAGAGAAUCUUACUUAGCAGCGCUGAAGAACCCAGUCCCUUUUGAGAAAGGGAGUGUAGAUCUCCUGGCUGCUCUGGAGGAGGUCGGCGUCUUUGAAGAAGGGGAGUUGAAAUCACAACGCACAUCUGAAGCUCAAAGAGAUGAAGUAGGAAUCUUUGGUAACCACUGUAAAGAACCUACAACGAGUCACGAGGUCUGUCAGUACAGACACUUCUGUGAACCAGCAACAGUGAAAAUUGCAUCUCACCUCAAAGACCUCACGAAAAGUUCUGCAUCAGAAAACCUCAUGGCGGAAUCCCCCAUGGCUUUGAAAUCCACCCCUGAUUUAAGCCACAGUCAGAGAGUUCAGACCAAACUUCUUUCCCACCCAACAGCACAUCAGGCUGGGAUGAUGUCAGAUGUUUUCUUGGAUGGUUGUGAUGGUGAUAUAAAACCACAUCAUAAGGUGGAGGCUGUGAAACCUUCAGGGAAACACAAAGUUAAGAUGAGAUCCCUGUCUACGGUGUCAGAGACUCCUAAAGGGAGUCCACUUCUAUAUAAACUCAACAACAGGAGCCACAGCGAUAUUUGCCCUGAAAUGAUAACCAGCAUAAUACAGAGUAAAAGGGGUGACCAGCUGGACCAGGUAUCAACAAAGCUGGAAAGACGCAAGUCUCCCAAAAAGGACUCACAAUCAAGCUGGAGUGAGAUGCCCACUACCCCAGAUGGUCAAGAAUUUAAACUGCAGAAUGUGAAGACUGACAAACCAUCCCCUUCACAAAUCCAAGCUGCUUCUGCCUGUCCUGACACACCUCACUCCCCCAAAACUGAAGAAUCCAGUUUCAGAAGUGUUCGUGGUCUGCUUGAACUGGGCAUCAUUUGUUUACCAGGCAGCAGGGACAGGACGGGCAGGGCUGUUGUGGAGGUUCACGGUGAUCGAAAGGAGUGGACGUCUCCUCUAUUAUCAGCCCAUAGUGUUUGUGAAUUACUGCUCUACUUACACAACAUGCCAAGAAAAGAUGUUCGAGAACUUGGAAUGACUCUGGCCAUCAAUGCGAGGAAAAAGCCUCCUCCGUCUUAUCUCUACAAGGCUCUGCUGAUGGCCCAGGAGCAAGCUCUCCAUGCUGUCCACAGUAUUAUAAUCCUGGUGGAUAAAGACACAUGCCCACGUCCAGAAAAGCAGUCAGGACUACAGAUGGACACAGUAUCGUCUAUGAAAGCUCUGAACAAGACGGUGGAGGCGUCCCAGUUGACCUCUGAACUUGGAGGAACAUUCCCCUACAGCCAUACAGACUGGCUGCAGUUCCAUCAGAAGUUGGUCUCUUUCAUGGCUGACCUGCGAGGUGCGGACAAUUUGUUGCAGAAGGCGAUAAAAAAAGUGGAUGGCAUUAGAAAGAUGGACACUGCCGAGGAUGUGCAGAAAUGUAUUGAGGAGCAGAAGGCAUCAAUGAAAGAGGUGCUGGAAGAUGUUCGAUUGGUCACGCUACAAAGAGAAGGAGGGGCCGUACUGGCCAGGAUGAGGAGGGAGGAGUUUCGAUUCAGACAAUCUGAAGACUACAGAGAUGCUUUGGAGUCGAUGACAUGUUUGUACAACCAAGUGGAAGAGAAACUCCACGCUCUGGUGAUGCGCUCCAAUAAGUCACUGCAGCACCUUGAAUUUCUCUUCACACUGAGAGAGAUGGAGGCCAAAAUCAGCGAGGUUGGGAAAUGGUUCAGCACAGAUGGUGAACAGGCUCUGAAGGACUCUUACGCAACAGACGAUACCCUGGUGUGCACUGAAAAGACUUUGCAGCACUUUGAUCAGUUUCUCACUGAUGCUAAGGAGAAGCAACAAUAUUCCUCAACCCUAGUGAUGGAAGCAGAGAGGAUUGUGAGCAACAGGGAGUCCAGUCCUGCAACAGAUGUUUUUCUUACACUGGUCAGCACUUUCAAAUCCAAUAUGGAUGAUUUUAUGUUACGGGCGGAGAAGAGGCACAAAGAACUGGAUACACUAGUGUAUGUGCAUCGCUUCUGUGAUCAGGCAUCUUCCCUGGCCAAAGAAUGCAGUCAUUUUUUGGAGCAGGUAGAGCAGGGGUGUUACACAGUUCAGACACAUUUAAGCACACUCCAGAUGUAUGAGGAGAGAUUAGGUGGUGAAUUCUCCACCCAACACUUCCAGGCUCUGAAAGCUAAGGCCUGUGCCGUGGGAUCAGGGGUCUCUGGGGUGAUGAGGGUGUGGAAUGCAGCCUGGGUCCAGUGCCAAGAAGUCAAGAAGCGUUUAGAAGAGAUGCAGAAGCAAAAGAAAUGCUUAGAUAAGAAGCAGAUCCAGCAGACCACAUCUGUGGACUAUCAAGGGAAUGCUGGAGGAAUGGAGAACAAGAGGGAAAAGAGUGAAGUAGGGGGGGAUGAAUGCUCCUCCGCACGACAGCACGCUUCUAAUAAGGAUUCAGUCGAUAGCUCAGACUGUACGAAAGAAACCACUACUGGCGCAUGUUUAAGCCACCAUUUAAAACCUGACUUGAAAGAGUCAAAAGCUCUGAAUUCAUCAGAAACACCUGGAAAAAUACCUCCUGUUUUUCCACAAAAUGAUGCGUGCCAUCCUGAAACCUACUGGAGGCCAAGAGAGCACCACAGUGAAGUAGAUCUGAGGACUGUAGCCUAUAUCGAAGGUGAACGUUUUCCAUCGCACAAAGCUUUGGGUCGGUCCCUGAGCGAGGGAUCAUAUGUGAGCUCGCAUUUCAACUCUGGCUUUUCACCUUUGGUUGUACGACACAAACACUGUCAGAACAGGACACCGCUACUGGAACAGAAUCUGCAGCCCGGCCAAAAAGUGCCCAUUUCCCAUAAUCAGAGUUUACACUCAGGACACAUGAACUCAGAGUCAAGAAGAAACAGCAACGCAGAGGAGGGUGGUCCCAAUAAAGGAUGCACCGUCUCCACCCAGAGCCCCAAAGAUUUAAGGACCCCAGAGACAUUACUCACACAAACAGAAAACAAUGGCAGCAAUGUUUUAAGGAAACUACAAAAGAUCAUUGAGGAGCUUCUGUCCACAGAGAGGGAGUAUGUGAAGGCUCUGGGUUACGUUCGAGAGCACUAUUUCCCCGAGCUGGAGAGAGCUGAUGUUCCUCAGGACCUCAGGGGCCAGAGGGGGAGCAUCUUCGGUAACUUAGAAAAACUCCAUGACUUCCACCGACAUCAUUUCCUGAAUGAGUUGGAGAGCUGUGUGAAUGAGCCCUUCAGAGUGGGACGCUGUUUCCUACGACAUAGAGACAGCUUUGCUUUGUACGCUCUGUACAGUAAGAACAAACCCCAGUCUGACAGCCUCCUCAUCAAUCAUGGACAGACUUUCUUUAAGCAAAAGCAGCUGAAACUGGGGGAUAAAAUGGACUUGUGGUCGUACCUGCUGAAGCCAGUGCAGCGGAUCAGCAAGUACAGCCUUUUGCUUCAAGACGUAAUGAAGGAGUGUGGCCCUGGUCAAGUAAGAGAGAUGGCUGAGGUAAAAGCUGCGCUGGAGGUCGUCCACUUUCAGCUCCGUCACGGCAACAACCUGCUGGCCAUGGACGCCAUCCACCACUGUGAUGUGAAUCUAAAGGAGCAAGGCCAGCUGAUCCGCCAGGACGAGUUCGUGGUGACAUUCAGGAAGAAAAAGUGUUGCCGUCAUAUUUUCCUCUUUCAAGAACUCAUCCUGUUUAGCAAAACUAAAAAAACUGAAGUUGGGAAUGAGACAUACAUCUACAAACAGUCAUUCAAGACAUCCGACGUUGGCAUGACCCAGAACUGUGGGGACAGCGGUUUGUGUUUCGAGAUCUGGUUCCGAAAGAGGAAAACACAGGACACGUACAUGCUCCAGGCAAGUAGCCGGGAAGUGAAGGAGGCUUGGACCAAAGACCUGGAGCGGAUCCUGUGGGAACAGGCAGUACGCAACAGAGAGGUCCGCAUGCAGGAGAGAGUGUUCCUGGGAAUCGGAAACAAGCCCUUCAUGGAUAUCAAACCAAGUGAAGCAGCUAUUAACAACAGAGCUGUCAACUACGUCCUGAUAGGAAGAGAAAGCAAGGGUCUAUCCUCUGGGGGGUCCCGUGGGUCACAGGAUAAUCUUCCAGGGGGACGGCAGAAAUCUGUAGGUUCAGCCAGCAGUUCAUCUUCCUCAUCUUCAUCUGGAAGGGGUUCCCUGUCUCCAGUGGGUUACCUGUGUGGGUCAAAGCGUGGGAUAAUGGUGGGAGGCCUUGGAGGAUACAUCUCCCCACCUGGACUUCUGGAGGAGGAUGACCUGGACCAUGAAAAUGGAUGUCAGAACUUACUAUUGGACAGCUCAGAGUCUUCAGGAGAGAGCGUGAGUGGCUUCAGCAGUUCCUGUCCCAGCUACCACUCAGCUGCAGGAGGAGAGGCCGAGGACGCCGCCUCGCUCUGCGCCUCUAUAAUCACUGUUAAGGAGGCGGCAGUUCGACCCCAGGCCCCCGUGGUCACGCACAAACCAAAUGCUCCGUCAGCGUCUCCACAGACAACCCCACCUCCAGUUGCACCCAAGCCCAACCCACAACUCCAGGCCACGGAUCUGCCCAGCAGCAAGGUUCAAGAUGCUUGUGUUAGAAAAUCCACUGAAGUUUAACCUGUAACAUACUUUUAAGAUUUGGACAUAAUUCCAGAGGAGCCAAGGGAAUCUGUUAAUAUCAGCUUUGGAGCUUUGGUGUAACCAGCUGUUACUGUAUAAUUGACCACUUUGUAAAUAGAUCUUUUUUCUUCUAAUCUGAUAACUAAUAGGUCAAGAAAAAUGCCUAUACACGUACUGUAUUUGGAUCAGUGAUGUAUUUUGAUAUACACUUAACAUGGCUUUGCAUAGUGACCUUUAUGUCUGUCUAGUUUUAUAGAUAAUGCAAAUGAUCCUAGAGUUCCCUCAGUCUUUAAGUCUGUGCUUGCUUUUAAUACAUUAAGUACUGUUAAAUAAAGUGCAGUUUGACCAUAAGGGUGAAGUGUUUAAGGUGUAAUAAAGUGUGUCGGCUUUCAUCAGCGUGUUUAAUCCUGCUCUCACAGGUUUUUAGUAAAAUAACAUGAAAAUCUGUGAAGAAAUGUGCCACAAACAACACUUAAGAGCUUCUUUUAAUGCUUUAAUUAUAUUCUCUUUUGUACAGUUUUUAAUAUGUUACUGAUAUGAAGAUAUUGUAAUUGUAACAGUUGUAUGGCCUGUAUUUGAUUACAGAAUAUUUGCAGUGAUUAUGUGUAUGUUUUCUUUUAUAUGUGGUUUUCCUUGUACCUUUUGCAAAUAAACUAACUAAAAGCACACUAAAA
Molecule: messenger RNA, 6647 nt
Organism: Sphaeramia orbicularis (orbiculate cardinalfish)
Lineage: Eukaryota; Metazoa; Chordata; Actinopteri; Kurtiformes; Apogonidae
Gene: quob
Product: quattro b
Exons: 24
Coding region: 310-5970 (1886 amino acids)
Molecular function (GO): guanyl-nucleotide exchange factor activity
Source: RefSeq, a predicted model, not a curated record